AUAAGUAUUUUUACACUUUCAAAUAUCACAAUCAUGACUCCACAAAGAUCACAAGUUGGAUACUCUACUCCUGAAGGGCGUUCAUCGCUUUUCUCCGACAACUUCUACAUCCAAGAUCCCAUAUCUGUGCUCCAUGUGACCAAUUUCUUAACCGACAUACCUCACUACUUCUCUUCAAACCCUUCAUCGCACAGCAACAACUCAACUUUAGAUGAAGCCGACAGGCAACAAACCAACAUCAUUUGUGACCGUAAACGAAGAAGAAUGGUAUCGAAUAGAGAGUCUGCUAGGAGAUCAAGAAUAAGGAAACAAAAGCUACAUGAAGAGCUUUUUUCCCAACUGGUUAGUCUUAGAACUGAUAACCAGACUCUCAUGGAGCAGUUGAAUCACUUAGUAGAGAGCCAUGAAAAGGUAGUUGAUGAAAACACACGGUUAAAGAAAGAGGCGACCGAUAUUAUACAUAAGCUAGAUGAAAUUCUGCUUGCAAACACCUCAAUGGAUAUGCAAUGCUUCGUUGAGUUGAGUUGAUUUGAUUUGAAUUGCAUGUUGCCUAUAUAAUUCAGUUGUAAAAUAGUUUAAAUAAACAUGUAAUAAUGCAAGUAAAUAUAUCAUUUUCUUGACUGAAUAAUGAUAAA
Molecule: messenger RNA, 635 nt
Organism: Helianthus annuus (common sunflower)
Lineage: Eukaryota; Viridiplantae; Streptophyta; Magnoliopsida; Asterales; Asteraceae
Product: basic leucine zipper 43
Exons: 1
Coding region: 34-528 (164 amino acids)
Biological process (GO): regulation of DNA-templated transcription
Molecular function (GO): DNA-binding transcription factor activity
Source: RefSeq, a predicted model, not a curated record